AGAGUCAGGAGGAAGGGACAGACCAUAAGAAGAGAAUCUGAGACAGAGAUAAUGGGGCUUGACAGAGGAAAAAAAGAGGCAAAGAUAGUGAGAGAGAAGAUAAUAUCAAGAGAAACAGAGAGGGACAGAAAUACCCAGCAAGACUGAGAGGGAGACCCAGGCGGAGCUAGAGGGCCAAUGCAGGAGCCUCAGGGGAUCCCCCUCCCCCAGGCUACCCAGGGCUGGUCUCUCCCUGUAUCUCUUCCUCUCUUUCUGACAGGCAGUGGGGGAAGGGGGUCAGUUCCUCUUUCACUGGAAGGAAAAAAGUCCAGGCUCCAGUAGCUGUGAGGGGGCCCUGAGGGGGAGGGGCCCAGGGACACCCAACCCAGCCUGGGCUACCUAGGAGCCUAGACCUCCUCCCCCUCCCUCCCCAGGGGGCAACAUGAACCGGAAAGAAAGCAAGAGGAAGGGUCACUUGGAAUGCUUGGGAACUGCACCGAACCGGGGGAGGGCCCGCCAGGGCCGGAGGCACAUGACUUGCCCCAGCCCCCGGGAGAUCACCAAGGUCAUGGCCUCCAUGACACUGGGACCCUUCAGCAGAGGCUGCAGCCUGGAUGAAUUACUGGAGAAAUGCAUCCAUUCCUUCGACACAGCUGGCGGACUGUGCCGAGGGGACCACAUGCUCAACAUGGCCUUGACCAUGCACAGCUGGGUGCUGUCCUCAGCUGACUUUGCCCGGCGCCUGCUCAGCAUGUACCAGGAGGCCAAAGGAGAUCGACAAGAGCAGAGAAGGCUGCAGAUCUGUAACCUAGUCAGGUACUGGAUGGGCCAAUACCCCGAGGCCCUGCACCUGGAACCCCACCUCGAUGAAAUCAUCAGCAACUUCUGGGAAUUGGUGGAGCAGGAGGGCAAUGCAGCCCCGAGAUGCCUCGAGACCUCCACUGGGAGCCUGAGUCCCCCAGAGGGACCUCUCCCCCCAUCAAACAGCCCAGGGCUGGGGAAGAAACGCAAGGUGUCGCUCAUCUUUGACCACCUGCAGACAGGGGAGCUGGCAGAACACCUCACGGACCUAGAGUUCAGGGCUUUCCGGGCCAUCACGCCUCAGGACCUGCGCGGCUAUGUCCUCCAUGGCUCAGUACGAGGCUGCCCAGCCCUGGAGGGCUCUGUAGGCCUCACCAACAGUGUGUCCAGAUGGGUACAGGUCAUGGUCCUGAGUCGACCCAGCCCAUCUCAGAGAGGCCAGGUGCUUGAUAAGUUCAUUCAUGUGGCCCAGAGGCUGCGGCAGUUGCAGAAUUUUAACACGCUCAUGGCGGUGACUGGUGGCCUAUGCCACAGCGCCAUCUCCCGGCUCAAGGAUUCUCAUGCACAGCUGAGCCCCGACAGCACCAAGACCCUACUGGAGCUGACAGAGCUCCUGAGCUCCCACAACAAUUACGCUCUCUAUCGCCGAGCCUGGGCUGGCUGCUCAGGCUUCCGCCUGCCCAUCCUGGGCGUCCACCUGAAGGACCUCGUCUCGCUGCACCAGGCGAUGCCCGACCACCUGCCGGAUGGGCAGCUUCACGUGGCCAAGCUUAAUAGCCUCUAUCUUCGGCUGCAAGAGCUCAGGGCUCUCCAGACCCAGAGUCCACCUGGCAGUGCCAGCGAAGACCUGCUGCAUCUGCUCACGCUGUCUCUGGAUCUCUUCUACACAGAAGAUGAGAUUUAUGAACUUUCCUAUGCCCGGGAGCCCCGAUGUCCCAAGACUCUGCCCCCCUCCCCCUUCAAAGCACCGCUAGUAGUAGAGUGGGCUCCUGGAGUAGCCCCCAAGCCUGACAGGACCACUCUGAGCCGACACGUGGAACAGCUGGUGGAGUCUAUUUUCAAAAACUAUGACCCAGAAGGCCGGGGCACUAUCUCUCAAGAAGACUUUGAACGUCUGUCCAGCAGUUUUCCCUUUGCCUGCCACGGCCUCCACCCACCCCCUCGACAGGGUGAUGGUCCCUUCAGCCAGGAGGAGCUGACAGCCUACCUGCUUCGGGCCAGCGCCAUCUGCGCCAAGCUGGGCCUGUCAUUUCUACACCCUUUCCACGAGGUCACUUUUAAGAAGCCCACAUUCUGUGGCAGCUGCAGCGGUUUUCUCUGGGGAGUCACCAAGCAGGGAUACCGCUGCCGGGACUGCGGGCUCUGUUGUCAUCGCCACUGCAAGGACAGAGUGGAGGUCGAGUGCAAGAAGAAGGUGGGAGCUAUCUCUCCUGGGCUCCUUCCCCCACAGGAAGUCCCCUCCUCGACUGGUUCUGAAGAGAGUUCCCCUUCCCCAUCACCUCCUGGGACCCAAAAGAGAACCCAUCUUCGUCAUGCCUGGACCCAAACUGAGUCUCCCCUGGAUGGGUCUGCCUCCGACAAGGCUCCUACCUCUGUGCUAUAGGAGACACAGCUGGUAAGAAGGCAGAGGAGACAGGGGGAUGGACAGACAAGCUCGGGGUGGGCAUGGAGAUCCCAACCAAUGCCAACAUCCUCGGGUGGAGUGCCUGUGCCCUCAGGGCCUUCCAUGUGCCCACAGGAUCACAGACUGCCAGUGUUGGAGAAUUCUAAUAUGGAGCUGGGUGGUGCUGACUCCAAGCUUAAGCCAGUGACUUGGGAGACCCCUACUCCUUAAAGCCCCAGCUUUGCCCUCCCUCUCCCCCGUUCUGCUCCGGGCACAGGCAACAACAUGGGAUACAGAUAUUGUAAAUUAAAUCUAUUUUUCCAGAGAA
Vombatus ursinus (common wombat) is the source of this 2711-nucleotide messenger RNA. RefSeq names its product RAS guanyl releasing protein 4 (gene RASGRP4). The record is from RefSeq and is a predicted model, not a curated record. Gene Ontology annotation, cellular component: plasma membrane. The transcript has 16 exons. The coding region runs from base 422 to 2383 and encodes 653 amino acids. Gene Ontology annotation, biological process: positive regulation of GTPase activity; Ras protein signal transduction. NCBI's taxonomy places the organism in Eukaryota, Metazoa, Chordata, Mammalia, Diprotodontia, Vombatidae. Gene Ontology annotation, molecular function: calcium ion binding; guanyl-nucleotide exchange factor activity.